Microtus oregoni (creeping vole) is the source of this 4697-nucleotide messenger RNA. It is a transcript of the gene Man1c1, whose product is annotated as mannosidase alpha class 1C member 1. The transcript is spliced from 12 exons. Gene Ontology annotation, cellular component: extracellular exosome; endoplasmic reticulum; Golgi membrane. Lineage: Eukaryota; Metazoa; Chordata; Mammalia; Rodentia; Cricetidae. The coding region runs from base 816 to 2663 and encodes 615 amino acids. Gene Ontology annotation, biological process: carbohydrate metabolic process; N-glycan processing. The record is from RefSeq and is a predicted model, not a curated record. Gene Ontology annotation, molecular function: mannosyl-oligosaccharide 1,2-alpha-mannosidase activity; calcium ion binding.
GCGGCGGCGCUGUCGCAGUGAGAGCUGGAGCGGCGGCGGCCCGUCUGGAGCUGCGGCGGGGGAGGCUGCGCGGCGAGUGGAGCCGCGGGGCCGGGAACAGGUGAUCGCAGCGGGAGACCCGCGCCCUCACGAGUUGCGGAUCCCGAGCCCGCGCUCUUGGGCGCAGCGGCAGCCGCCCAGUCCCGGGCUGAUCGAGGCCAGCUGCAGGCUUCGCACGCGCUUCCCGGGCAUCCCUCUGCUUGCGCGAGUGUCAGAAGCCCCCGGGUCCCGCGAAGCCUCAGGAGCCGCAGCUGCGCGCGGCACAGCAAAGUUGUGGACGUGCGGGGACCACCGGGCCCCGCGCUGUCACCACCAGCCGGGCGCGCGCUCUAGGAGCGGUGUUUGCGCUGCAGCCCCGGGGGCUCCCGUUGCAAACUGCUCCAGAGGCUGAAACUUCGGGUGUGGGAGGGUUGGGGCCUGCGUGCGCCCCUGCGCACCCUGCUAGGGCGUCGCGGACGGCAUGUGACGGCUCCGGCGCGGGAGGGCUCGGGUUCCGCGGACCAGGCAGAGGGCAGGCUGCUGCGCACGGCGGGCCCGGGCUCCAGCCGAGCAGCCCCCCUCGCCCGGGCCCCGCCGAGGCCGCCGCACUCCCGCCCUCGCGCGGGAGGACUCGCUCCAAACUCCCUGAACUUCGGGCAGGUCCCAGAGCGGCGGCGGCCUCGGGGUGCGCAGUCCUGCCUGGUGACACCAGCCCCUGCUGCGCUCUUGCUCCCCACCCUCGGGGACUCCGGGAGCCCCGGCGGAGCUGACAGCCCCCUGCUGCUGGCCGCGCCGCUAUGAUCGUGAGGAAAGUGCCGGGCUUCGUCCCGGCCUCGUCGUGGGGGCUGCGGCUGCCGCAGAAGUUCCUUUUCCUGCUCUUCCUCUCGGGCCUCGUCACCCUGUGCUUCGGCGCCCUGUUCCUGCUGCCCCACUCCUCUCGCCUCAAGCGUCUCUUCUCGACCUCGCGGACCCAGCAGCCCGGCCUGGAGGUGAUGGCCGAAAUCACUGACCACCACCCGGUGCCCGAGCAAGAGCCGCCUCCCAACCCUGUCCCCGCGGCUCCGGCCCCGGGCGAGGACAAUCCUGGCCGCAGAGUUGGUAUCCUCCGUAGGAAAGGCUGGCUGCGGCGCACCCGCCUCACCGGACCCCGGGAGGAGGAAGGGAGCGUCCGGUUCAGUUUCGACUACAAUGCUUUCCGUAGCCUCCUUCGACACCCGGUCUUGGGGACAAGGACUGAUGAGAGUAAGGAGUCCCAGAGUCUAGUGCGAGCUCAGCGGGAGAAAAUCAAAGAGAUGAUGCGGUUUGCGUGGCAGAAUUACCGCCGUUAUGCGAUGGGCAAGAACGAACUCCGGCCACUCACAAAGGACGGCUACGAGGGCAGCAUGUUCGGUGGCCUCGGUGGGGCAACCAUCAUCGAUUCCCUCGACACCCUCUACCUCAUGGAGCUGAAGGAGGAGUUCCAAGAGGCCAAGACCUGGGUGCAAGACAGCUUCCACCUGAACGUGAGUGGAGAAGCAUCUUUGUUUGAAGUGAACAUCCGCUACGUCGGAGGACUGCUCUCUGCCUACUACCUGACAGGAGAAGAGGUGUUCCGAGUAAAGGCCAUCAAGUUGGGUGAGAAACUGCUGCCUGCCUUCAAUACACCCACAGGCAUCCCCAAGGGCGUCGUGAACUUCAAAAGUGGUAACUGGGGCUGGGCCACCGCGGGCAGCAGCAGCAUCCUGGCUGAGUUCGGAUCCCUGCACUUGGAAUUUUUGCACCUCACUGAACUCUCUGGCAACCGGGUCUUUGCAGAAAAGGUCAGAAAAAUCCGCAAGGUCCUCAGGGAGAUUGACAAGCCCUUCGGCCUCUACCCCAAUUUCCUCAGCCCAGUGAGCGGGAACUGGGUGCAACACCACGUCUCGGUUGGAGGACUUGGGGACAGUUUUUAUGAAUAUUUGAUUAAGUCCUGGUUGAUGUCUGCCAAAACAGACAUGGAGGCUAAAAAUAUGUACGACGAAGCAUUGGAGGCCAUAGAUACCUAUUUGGUGAAUGUCUCUCCUGGGGGUCUGACCUACAUUGCCGAGUGGCGAGGGGGAGUUCUGGAUCACAAGAUGGGACACCUGGCCUGCUUCUCGGGGGGCAUGAUCGCCCUUGGUGCUGAGGACUCUAGGGAAGACAAGAAGGCAUACUACCGGGACCUCGCAGCCCAGAUCACCAGAACAUGCCACGAGUCCUAUGCCCGCUCAGACACCAAGCUGGGGCCUGAGGCCUUCUGGUUCAACUCCGGUCGAGAGGCGGUGGCCACACAGCUAAGUGAGAGCUACUACAUCCUGCGACCUGAAGUGGUGGAGAGCUACAUGUACCUGUGGCGGCAGACACAUGACCCCAUCUACAGGGAGUGGGGCUGGGAGGUGGUGAUGGCCCUGGAGAAACACUGCCGGACGGAAGCUGGCUUCUCGGGGAUCCAGGAUGUGUACAGUAGCAACCCCAACCACGACAACAGGCAGCAAAGUUUCUUCUUGGCUGAGACGCUAAAAUACCUCUAUCUUCUGUUCUCUGAAGAUAACGUGCUAUCGCCAGAGGACUGGGUGUUCAACACCGAGGCCCACCCGCUGCCCAUCAGUCACUGGGACAGUUCCACCAUGGCCGGGCACCGCCACUAACCCACUGUCUCCACGCCCGUAUCUCAGGGAUGCCUCUACUCUCUUGGGAUCCGGGACCGUUCUCAGAGGCACUGGGGACGGAAGGCCCACCGUGGGCCAACCCUGGACGGAUGUGUCGGACAGGCGACUACUUUUCCUCUGUGAGGAGACAGGAGCUGGUGGCUGCACCAGCAUCGGGCCCAGGCUGUGGUCCCCGGAACCCAUACGUUCCUUUCUAUGGGGGGAUUUCUGCACCCCCCCCCACUUGCUGUCACAGGGCCAAAGGACUGGAGGUUUGCAUAGCUACACCAUGGAUUUGAUUUGCUUCCCUUUUGGUUUAGGGAAUUGGUUUUGCUUGAUUUUGCAUUUUUUUUUCCCACUUGAGUUUUAUGACGAUUACAAAUACAGUUUUCAGAAUCGUAAUCAUGCACCUUCUGAAACGGCGUCCCCUAACUCGAGGAGACCUUGAGUGUCGCACACUCGCUCACGCUCUUGACCCGUCUGUUUUCAACGCCUCUCACCCCAGCACCGACCUGUUCUACCACGUGUCUCCUGCUUUAUCAGUUGAGGAGGUGCUCCCCUUUGAGUUGGUCCCAAAUGUUACCAAUCACUAAUGCUAUUUUCAUUACUGUCAUGGAAAAAUAUGUGAAGUAGAAUAAAGGAGUUUAUUGAAUAAGAGAUAAGAUUGGACUCAUUGCCCACCAGUGGCUCCUGGGAAAAGCGUUCAAACAACGUCAUCAGAAACUGAGGUGGGAUUUAGCCAACCAUUCCUGCCUCUGUAACCUCCCUUCAUUUGGCCCUAGUAGAUCCAGGAAGUGUGAGGCCCGCCCUUUGGAUAGAGUUGGGUAUACACGUUCAGAUGGAGGAUUGGAAGAAGCCCAGAGAAGUGAUGCUGUCUGCCUGAGGUCACACAGCCAGGAAAAAGGCAGAAGUGCAUCUUCCUCUGGGAUCUCCUGGGAUCACCCCAGCCCUUUGUUUAUCUGCUGCCAUUCAGUGAUGCUUGGGGAGCAAUUGUCGUGACCAGGUGCUGCACUUCAGACCGAGGGCAAGGCUGGCAGUGAGACAGUCAGUGUCCUACGGUCAGGGACUCAGAUCAGACUGUGCCCCUAGGUCAAUGGAAUAACUUCAAAUCAUUGGAAGUACCAACAAGACAUGAGGUUGAGCCAACAAUAGCCAGGACCUGGCUCAGGGGUUAAGGACAAUAAGGCGACUUUUAAGCCAAGAUAAGUAGAAAGUUAUAGGAAAGGACAUAGUGGGGUGAGGUCUGCCAAUCCAGACCCCCUUCCCACCCUCCCUAUGCCAACCUCCGCUGCCCUGUGAACCCAGAGGCCAUCUGCAUGGCAAGGAGUCCACGUCACUACACUGAGGUGCCAGGGUUUCCUUUCCAAGCCGGUCCCCUUGCAGCCUGGCCACAGCUGAGGUGCUCGGGAAUGUUGAGUCUUUCCCAGCCCUUUCAUUGGGCUGUGCCUGUCAGCUAGCCAUCGAGGUAUUGGAGCUCUGAAUCUGGUGACCCCCUCUUCCACCAUGUGUGCCCAGGCAAGUCACCUCACCUCUCUUAUUCACCAGCACAGAUUCAACCGAUGAGAUGCUCCUGGUACCCUGUGGCCCAGGAUCUACGGCUUCCUUGUUCUGCAGGCUCAGACACUGCAGCUCUUCCUGAGCAGGGCUGUGCAUGUGCAGUCCCCGGAGCAGGAGCCCCUGGCCCUCAGAGCAUCAGUCACACUUUAGUCAGGGGUCGCAGAACGGGGUCUCCUGCAGCCCACAGCACACACGUCAAAAGAAAAGGGAAACUCACCACACAAACUCCCUGCACAAACACUGUAGGAGAAUUUAAAAAAAAAAAAAAAACAAGAUAAUUAGGAGGAGAACAUGAUCAUCAUCCCACUCUCCAGAAUGAAUAACUUGUAUUUUCUUCUAGACCCUUUCCUAUGAAUAUAUAGAAUAUAUAUUUUUACAAACAUGGUAUCAGCCUGAUGCAUACUGUUUUCUUAUAACCUGCUUUUGCACUUAACUAUAUAUUGUGAACCUCUUUCCAUGUCCACAAAUAUACACGUA